CCUUCCUGCAGUCUGACUUCUGCACUUGUAGUCGGUGUGCAGGCAGAAUGUUUAGAUGUGGAUUUUGUUUCCAUUCAGAACAGUAGUUUUGUUUCUUCCACAUCUGAGGAAGCCAUGGACGUCUUCCAUCCUCUAUCGGUCAAUGAGUCUUACGACAACAACUACGAGGAAUAUUACAACUUAGAAGCAUCGGUAGACUACGGACCUUGCAAGAAGCAUCAGGCAAGAGAAUUCAGCCAGAGUUUCCUGCCGGUGUUCUACUCGCUUACUUGCGUGCUUAGCAUCAUUACUAACAUAAGCUUAAUCAUUACAUUCAUCAGGUUUAAAUCUCUGAGGAGAGCGCUUCCACUCAACAUGAAGUAUGUGGACAUGGCAUGCAUGCUGCUGAGCAGUGCCAGGAGGAAGAGAGCACUGUGCGCAUUCCUUUGGCUGCUUUCUCUUUUGGCUACAGCUCCACAUCUGUACUUCGUGGAGGCUCACGAAUUCCAGGGCCAGAAGAUCUGCACUAACCACUUCUUGCAUAAACACGGCUGGAGAAUUUACAUGAGGUUUCAGAUGAUUGUCCUGGGAUUCUGCAUUCCUCUCCUGGUUCUGGUCUUCUCCACCGUUUUGAUUGUCCGCACUGUGGCCAGAACGACACUUCUGAAAAGGUCCAGGACCUUGACACUAGUGACGGGAUUUACCGUCUUGUUUUUUGUCCUCUGGUUCCCCUACAGUCUGGUCAUUUUCUUGCAUGCUUUGCAAGAGCUGCAUGUCAUAUCUGAGUGCACCACAAGCCUGCACCUGGACCUGGCCGUCGUGGGGACAGAGUGCAUUGCGUUCAUGCACGUUUACCUGAAUCCCAUAGCAUACGUUCUUCUGAACAAGAGGAUCUGGAGAAAAAUACGAGGGCGAUGCUUGGCUCCAAGGGAGAACCUGCUUGGUCCUUCUGAAAGCACAGGCAGUGAAACGACUCAGGACAGUGCCGUGGAGUUGAAGGCAUUUGGGAUGUACCUCGGCUCUGAAUCAGAAGGCUCUAAUGCCGAGAGACAGGGACACUUCUUACCACAUGUAACAUAGUCUUGGUAAUCUGACUGUGACGACUUUUAUGACUUCCACAUCUGGUACAUUUCUACUGCGUGCAACGAUUCCCAAUCAGCGAAAGAGAGCAACAAAUAACUUUUUUUUUUCUUGGCAGUUAUUUAGUUUGCUUCAAGAAAAUGACCAUACAAAAAUUGUAACACUCAUUCACAAGUAAUUUUAAUAUCCUUUAAAAACACGCACUGAUACGUGUUGCUGCUUGGUUGUGGAUGUGUUUGUGGGUGGAGAUCAGUGUGAGCAGAUCAUUGUAUCAUUGAAAAUUUCUGGUCUUUUUAUGAAAAGAACCUGAAAAGGACAUGGUGGUCUUCAUCAAACUGGUCGCUGUUCUAAUGAAUCUGCCUAGCUGGAUUGUAAUAGGUCUGGAUGUGAGCUGAGAACAGCAGUUAGUUUCUUCACAAAUUGCUGAAGCCCCACCUCACACGGUCUCUUAUCAGCUGAAGCCUGAGCACACUCUGUUAAAAUUUCAUCAAUGGAAAGCAGUUUUCACGCAGUGUGAAAAUCAUGUGUUUCUGUCUGAUGUCCAAACACCAAAAUAUCUUUGUGAACAUUAUAGCUUAAGGCUUGAUGUAAGAUUAAAAUGAUUUACCAUUUAUUAUUAUUUUUUGGCUGGAGAAUGAUACAGUAUAUUUUCACAUAAAUACAUUUUAAAAGUAUAUUAAAAGUAAAAUUGCAAUGGUUAUGUACUUUACCAGUAAGAUAAUUGCAUGUCAUCAUAAAAUGAGAAAUUCAUUGUAUUUUAACAAAUUAAAGCAGUAAAGUUUGCAAGUAAAGCAGUAAACUAAAGCAAUUGUUGUAAAUUUGGAUUUAUGCGGUCUUUAUACGGAUUUUAAGAUACAAAUUAUAUGAUAUAUAAACCUUG
Molecule: messenger RNA, 1939 nt
Organism: Colossoma macropomum (tambaqui)
Lineage: Eukaryota; Metazoa; Chordata; Actinopteri; Characiformes; Serrasalmidae
Product: C-C chemokine receptor type 1
Exons: 2
Coding region: 115-1059 (314 amino acids)
Biological process (GO): G protein-coupled receptor signaling pathway; immune response
Cellular component (GO): membrane
Molecular function (GO): G protein-coupled receptor activity
Source: RefSeq, a predicted model, not a curated record